Molecule: messenger RNA, 1412 nt
Organism: Haliotis rufescens (red abalone)
Lineage: Eukaryota; Metazoa; Mollusca; Gastropoda; Lepetellida; Haliotidae
Exons: 2
Coding region: 527-1171 (214 amino acids)
Source: RefSeq, a predicted model, not a curated record
AAGCAUUGGUUGCCGAAGACGUAUUCGAACCCGGAAUCUUCACGGAUAGCUAGUUACGGUUACAAAAUGUACAGUAAUUUAAAAUAGAAAUACACUGAAUUCGAUCGCAACCUGCUGCAUAUUUGCACUGCUCGGGCUCAACCAAGUCAUUUCAUAGAAAUCAACAUAACAUAUCCUAUUGUAGGGGUUAAAAUUUUAAUAUAGAGGAAAAAAUGCUCAAACAAAUUUCAUGACAAGAUGUAUUAAUGAAAUAUUUUCCCAACAGUAAUACGUAAUACGAAAGUGUUUAGACAACACUAGCAAGCAGCUAUGAUUAACAAGCAGCUCCGAAGCUGCCUUUAUAAGGUGUUAAAUAACAAAAGGGAGCAGUUGGGAACCUGCCUUUAUUUAUAAGGUGUAAGACAACAUAAGCAAGCAGCUACGAAGUUGCCUUUAGGAGGUGUUAAAAGACAUCAGCAAACAGCUACGAAACUGCCUUUAUGAAGUGCUGGACAAUAUAAGGAGGCUGGUAGGAAACUGCCUUUAUAUGAUGCGAGACAACAUUAGCAAGGUGCUGGGAAACUGUCUUUAUGAGGUGUUAGACAACAUUAGCAAGGUGCUGGGAAACUGUCUUUAUGAGGUGUUAGACAACAUCAGCAAGCGGCUGGGAAACUGUCUUUAUGAGGUGUUAGACAACAUCAGCAAGCGGCUGGGAAACUGUCUUUAUGAGGUGUUAGACAACAUCAGCAAGCGGCUGGGAAACUGUCUUUAUGAGGUGUUAGACAACAUCAGCAAGCGGCUGGGAAACUGUCUUUAUGAGGUGUUAGACAACAUUAGCAAGCGGCUGGGAAACUGUCUUUAUGAGGUUUUAGACAACAUUAGCAAGCGUCUGGGAAACUGUCUUUAUGAGGUGUUAGACAACAUUAGCAAGCGGCUUGGAAACUGUCUUUAUGAGGUGUUAGACAACAUUAGCAAGCGGCUGGGAAACUGUCUUUAUGAGGUGUUAGACAACAUUAGCAAGCGGCUGGGAAACUGUCUUUAUGAGGUGUUAGACAACAUCAGCAAGCGGCUGGGAAACUGUCUUUAUGAGGUGUUAGACAACAUCAGCAAGCGGCUGGGAAACUGUCUUUAUGAGGUGUUAGACAUUAGCAAGUAUCUACAAAGCAGCCUCUUAAACGUUACUCAACAGUAAUGUGUUAUCUGUUCAUACAAUAUUAACAAGAUUCUAAUAAAAAAUCAUUGCUAUCCCAAUUUUGACUCACAAAUCCACACAUGGUGAAGCAAGCCCUCCUCGUGUUUCCACAGCAUAUGUGAACUAUCCUGGUGUUUAGACACCAUCAGAAAGGCAGAGAUAAUCACCUUUCAAGUAACAUUGCAAGAGACUGUAAGGCAUCGUUAACAUUUGAAGGAAGUAUAUAAGUUUUUUCAAUUAU